Molecule: messenger RNA, 2592 nt
Organism: Sphaeramia orbicularis (orbiculate cardinalfish)
Lineage: Eukaryota; Metazoa; Chordata; Actinopteri; Kurtiformes; Apogonidae
Gene: gpr4
Product: G protein-coupled receptor 4
Exons: 4
Coding region: 1112-2227 (371 amino acids)
Biological process (GO): G protein-coupled receptor signaling pathway
Cellular component (GO): membrane
Molecular function (GO): G protein-coupled receptor activity
Source: RefSeq, a predicted model, not a curated record
CCGCCGCUCUGCGCACAUCGGGGCCGCGGAGCCGGUACUGUAGGCGCGUGGGGAGAUGACCGUGAUGGAUGGAUGGAUACGGACGGAACCGGGUCGAGUUUGGAGGACGGAACCGGAACCGAGGUGAGGAGAGCCGGUCUGUGCGUGUCCUGUUUCCCCUUAGACCCGGAGGACGGAGAUGUUCAGGGUUCAGAGUAACUCACCCACCGGCAGAUCCUGACUGCUGAAGCUGUGGAAAAUCCAUUUUCUGCUGCGUCUCUGGGGGGUUUCACGUGUCAUCAGGACCUUGAGAUGCAGCCGUUCACGCCCUGAUGAUCAGCAUCACAUGGACCUGGCACCAGUCCGAGCCCUGAAAGAUUGAUGAGGUCCUGUUCAGGUGCAUCAGGCCUGGAGCGGCGCCGAUAAGGCAGCUUUCAUUUCAUCAUUUUAUAUCCUCAGAUCCUCGGAUCCUCUCCUCUUCAGCUUUUACUGAAAGACUCUGAGGGCUGAGAGAGGCGGGAGGAGGGGGGGAUUAUGACCCCCCAAGACCCACCAGGCGACGGGGACAGAGGUUUAAGAAGCAGGAACUAUGAAAUGUCCCAGAAAUGACAUCAGUGUGGUCGGUGAGCGGGACUCCAGAGUCAGCGUGUCAAUGAGUCCGUUUACGUCCACACUAAUACUCUGAUCAGUAUCUGAAUACUAUUGAUCAUGUAAACAGUGUAAUCUGAUUUGUUUUGUCAGAUAACAGCAGUAAUCUGAUUAUGACAAAUCAGAUUAACACACCUGGAUUCGUCUUCCUGCAUGUACACAGGUUAAUCUGAUUUAUUUCUGUGCAUGUGUAAAAAAAAUAAACAGAAGUGAUGUAGUCGAACAUGAACAUGAGCUGAAGACAAUAACAGGACGUUUGACUCUACCGUCACUACUUAUGUACGAGCUCCCAAAGAAAUCCAAUAAUGGACUGAAACGACUAAACGAGUGCAUGUAAAUGCAUCAGAUCCAAUUAUUAGAAUGAUCUGAUUAUUAACAGUUAUUGGAUUUUUAUGGUCAUGUGAACGGACUCGUCGUCUCGCUGAAAUCUGCCGAAACCACAGAUGGACAUGCAAAGCUGAGACGGACGGACGGACAGAGGACAAUGUGCAACAUCUCCUUCUGUGAUGUGGACAGUAAGGUGGACCAGUUCUUCCAGCCCACGCUCUACAUCAUAGUCAUCGUUCUGGGUCUUCCUACCAACUGCAUGGCCCUGUGGGCGGCCUACAUGCAGGUGCGUCAGCGGAAUGAACUGGGCAUCUACCUGAUCAACCUGUCCGUGGCCGACCUCCUCUACAUCACCACUCUUCCUCUGUGGAUCGACUACUUCCUGCAGCACGACGACUGGAUCCACGGCCAGGAGAGCUGCAAACUGUUUGGCUUCAUCUUCUACACCAACAUCUACGUCAGCAUCGCCUUCCUCUGCUGCAUAUCCCUGGACCGGUACCUGGCCGUGGCCUUUCCUCUGCGUUUCGCCAAGGUCCGACGAAUCAAAACAGCGAUCCUGGUCAGCGCCGUGGUUUGGAUCAUCGAGGUCGUGGCCAACUCCGCUCCUCUCUUCCAUGAUGAACUCUUCCAGGACCGGUUCAACCACACCUUUUGCUUUGAGAAAUAUCCCAUGCAGGACUGGGUGGCAGGGAUGAACCUCUACAGGACCUUUCUGGGUUUCCUGGCUCCGUGGACGGCCAUGUUGGUCGCCUACCGUGGGAUCCUGGCGGCAGUUCACUGCAACGUUUCCACGGAACGCCAGGAAAAGGCCAAAAUCCAGCGUUUAGCUUUGAGUUUAAUUCUGAUUGUUUUGUUGUGCUUUGGACCGUACCACGUCCUCCUCCUGGUGCGGAGCGUCAUGUUUCUGAGGAAACCGUGCGACUGUAGCUCGGAGGAAAGCCUGUUCGCUGCCUACCAUGUGUCAUUGGCGCUCACCAGCCUCAACUGUGUCGCUGACCCUAUUUUGUACUGUUUCGUCAACGAGGGAGCUCGGCAUGACGUCGGACGAGCCCUGUCGGCGUUGCUGUCAGCGGCCUGUUACAAGGGCUCGUCCACGUCGCCGUCGCACGCGGACAUGCUCAACGCUGGCUCGGUUACCAUGGAAACGCCGUUGUCGGCAAAGAAGCAGCCUUGUGUAUAUACUGACGGGAGCAAAACGAGCAGCUACAAGACGGAGCUGGUGGCUCUGAAGGAGGAGUGUCUGCAGAUGACCAUCCUCAGUGUGAGGAAAUGACCCGCAAUGACCCAAAACUGUCCAGGUCAGUGGGCGGAACGAGACCCAACACCACCAGACGGUCGACAACGCUCGGCAACACUCGGCACUUCAGCGGAACUAAGAACAGGAUCGGGUUGGUAACGGUUGUUGUGCCGAAUUCUUCUUCCUGCUGAAAAUUGCCCCACCCUCCUAAGUCGGUCAUUAAGCAGACGGUAUUCACCAAAUUCACCCUGUCACAACUUCCUGAGAAAUGCUCCGUGCUCCCCCUGGCUGAUUAAUUUUUUUUUCUUUUCUGACUGUAGGGUAUGAAAUUAAUUGUGAAUUACUGAACCUCUUAACACCAUCAUUGCUGUGACGCAAUUAAGUCAAUGUUUUUCAACCUU